AUGCAAUCCACUUCCAAAGUACAGGCUUUCAUUGACCGCAUCAGCGCACUUCCAGCGGGAUCCGGUGUGUCGCUGGAUGCAGCGCUGCAACCUUCUCUCGAAGAGGAGGCUGAAUUACGCAGGCUUUUUGCCAUGGAUAGGACAAAUGCGCGUCUUUCCGACCCUCAUGUAGGACUCGUCGACGUCUUUGCGGCUCCAAGCGCCAUUCGAACUACAAGAGCGCGAGUAGUCGAUGGACCAGAAGACCUUGAUGCUAAAUAUGUAAUGCCCAUUGCGGACAGCCAUCGAAGGGCCGAAGGAAUGCCAUGUACAGUCGCCGACCUCGAAGAAUUCAAGAAAAACUGGUCCAUCUUCACAGAGGGAUCCCUCUCCCAGCUUCUCAAUUGGAAUAAUGUCGUCGCUGCUGGUGGAUCAGUUCUCGCUUGUUUGUCCCCUGUCCCCAAACGUAACAAAGCAUCCAAGCGUAAGAUCAGAACUUACUUUCACUCAAAGGCUUAUCCAACAUCCGACGUGGACCUUUUUUUGUGGGGGUUGACUCCUGAGCAGGCAGAAAUCAAGAUCAAGGAAAUUUACGAAGCAGUUCGAGAUUCGGUUCCUUGGGAUGUUACCUGCAUUCGUACCAAACACACUAUUUCCAUUCACUCCCAAUACCCAUACCGAUCAGUACAAAUCGUCUUGCGACUUUACCAAUCUCCUGCCGAGAUCCUCGCAGGAUUCGACAUCGACGCCCCAUGCAAUCGAGUGUGGGCAAACCCUCGCGCGGUCGUCGCCAUGAUGCGGCAAUGCAACACAGUCGACAUGACGCGCCGCUCUCCCUCAUACGAAGUCAGACUGGCAAAAUACUCUCAAAGGCAUUUCGAAGUCUACGUCCCUACUCUUGAGCGCUCAAAGAUCGAUCCAACGAUUUACGAACGUUCAAUCGCACGCACGGAAGGCCUAGCGCGGUUGCUCUCUCUCGAAAAACUCACAACUGACAACUUGCGGAACACGUUCCUUGAGGCUCGGCGUGAGCUCCGCGGGCGCAGGCUUGCAGCUGCACUCCAACGACCCCGCCGGCGCACGCGCAAAUAUAAAGGCGAUAUCAAGAGCGACAAAGGGGACGCAAGUGUGCUGGUGGAAGUGAACAACUAUGAUGUCACGGCGCUGCAUAUACCGUAUGGUCCGGGCUGGGACGCGAAGAGGAUCGAUAAAUUAGUUUAUCAGACGGAUCUGGCUACUUUCAACCCCCAAAACAAGGGACGCCGCCUACACCGUCAUCCAGCUUUCUUCGGCAAAAUUGACGAGUGCAUAGAAGACUGCUGUGGGAACUGUCCUAAACCCAUCGAUGAAGACGAACGUAAGCUCCAGGCAGAGGAAGACGAAGUAUAUAUUCGUGGCCGCAUCCGGCAAGUACAUUCUUGCGUCUUCCUGCUCAUAUUCUAUAUUAAAACUUGUUUGUGCAGAUUCAUCGAUGAGAACCCAGGUCGUCAAAGCAUCACAGGCAGCUUCAAGCCAAUCGACGUCGGCGAAUGGAGCGAGCAAGUGUAUAUCAAGCCUACACUCGCGCUAUUCAACGCCAUCGCCUCACAUGACCGUGCCACUGUCCAACAAAUCAUCUCAUCGUCUUCGUCGCUGCCAGAGCAGGAUUCAGAGGGGGGAGCGAUUAACAUUAACCAACGAGACCAUGUUGGCCGCACUGCGUUACACGUUGCCAUCUUCUCAAAGGCUACAGAUAUAGCCCUAGACCUCAUCGACGCCGGCGCGCGGAUUACGGCACGGAUCGCAGACGGGCGUGCGCCGUUGCAUCUCGCGGCGCAGGCGGAUUUGAAAGAAGUCGUGAGUAAGCUGCUGGAGAGGAGCGCGUACAACAGGGAAGAAAUGCAGAAGAGGUCCGGAUAUGAGGUCUCGAAUGACAACGGUGCGAUGAAUGUUCAAGAUGAGAUUGAGCGGCCUUCUUCCGAGGAUGAUUGGAGUUCGCAUGAUGACGAGGAUGUUGUCAUGUCCGCUGACAGCGAUGAUGAAGAUGAUAAAGAUGAGGGUACCAAAAAGAGGGGUUCCACAAAUGAAGACACAGAAGUUGAAACUGCCGAGAAUGAGAUCAAUGUAGAGGAAGAAAAUCAACCCGAUAUCAUCGACGUCAACGAAUUCGACUGGGACUACGGAUUUUCUGCGCUCUCCUACGCCAUCCUCUUCGCAUCCAUCCCGACAAUAUCCACUCUCAUUUCGAACGGAGCAGAUGUUAAACUCGCCUCAUCCUCCACCAAUCGCAAAACGCCUCUACACCCCCUCACGCUCACUAUCCUCCGCCCUGCCGAGUCCGACGAAGAGGAAAAAGACGCAUGCGCAGUCGCAGAGUGCCUGCUCAAAGCGGGCGCGACGUCCACAACUGCCGACACCGACCAGAUGUGCACCAUCUUCCACUGUGCUGUGGCUGCAGGUCGCACGCGGCUGGUGGAGACGCUGCUACGGUACGACCCGCACGCGCAUGCAGCGGUCGACUUCCCCAUGUUUCAGAACCACCGGUUCGUGUGCUUCCCACUCGCGAGCGCUGUAGCCAACAGGCACUAUGCGCUUGUUGCACUGCUUCUGGCAUAUGGCGCCAAGCUGGAGCUAGAUGAAAGGGAUAUCAGCCGUGCUAUGGCGGCAGCAUCUCCAAAUAUAGUUAGGGAGAUGAACCAUUAUCGCUACAACCAUGUCACCAAUUACCUACAGCUCGCAUAUCAGCCAAUUGAACUCACAUUGAAGAACCAUGAUGAUUUAGGAAAACUACUCCUCAAUUUGGGAGCCCCUAUCAACAUCGCCAUACUGGAAUCGUGUGGAAUGAACUACGGCGCAGGAGGCAGGAUGACUGUCAAAGAUUGGGUUGAUAUGAUGGUAUCGGCCCUCAGCAGACGGAUCGAAGACAAAAAGUCCGAGAGUGCUCAGAAAAAGCUGGAAGAUACAGUCACACCAAGUUUUUCCGGUGGAUUAGACAAAGGAUGGUCCAUAUUCUUCAGAGACCAGCUCACAGUUGUCUCUCAGUUCAAAGCCAACGAACCAUGGCGCAUCUCCGAGCACGCCAGAAUAGCGAGACAAGAAAAAGACACUAUAGCGCAGAUGGAAGACCUCAAGGAGUAUUUCACCGAGAUGCAGACCUUACUGGCGGACAAAGGCGCUAAGUCGUGGCAGGAACUAUUCCCCGACAUCGAGACACACGCCACUACAACGGCAGAUGGACAUGGUUCGUGGAAGGAUGGCCAACACCAAACGACCAGCGCGAAACGCACUGUGUCCUACACAACCUUGAGUGGCCAAAAUCGUAGUGGGUAUGGUCACUACUACUCCCGGAAGGUCCCAGAGCACCUACUUCCGGCUUACGACGAACUGUUUGAGGCAUGCUAUGCAGGUGAUAACGAAACAAUCCAGAGGCUUUGCUUGCCAUCCAACGGAUAUGAAACCGUUGAUGGUCCGCUGAAUAUCUCGGUCAGGAUUGUUAAUUCAUCGACGGACGACUGUGAAAAUCUUGGCAAGUCGUUCUCCAUUUCUUUGCAAACGGGGCGUCGGUGGUCCACAGCUAAGUUUAUUCUUGCAGUAGCGAUUGCCCAGUACCACCCAAACGAUAAACGAGACCGGAUAAAAUCUGACCUCAACAUUCAACUAGAGGAAGACGACGACUCUGAUGCUGCAAGCGAUGCCUCAGGAGAGUCAAACGCGACUGUCGAACCAAUCAACUUUAUUAACAUUGUGACGCGUAAAUCGACGGUGCAAAGUCCUGUGCCCCCUGGCGCAAUGCUGACUGACGCGGAGGUCGAAUGGGUCUAUCAUCCCCCUUCUACAUCUCCCUUCAGCUCCGCUUUGCCAAUGUUAAUGCGCGCAACCGCUCUCGAGAAAGCCGUCGCUGAACAUGAUCUUGAUGCAUUUACACAUAUCAUAGAUCUAUACAACAUCCUACCAGAAAAGCUACGUAAAGUCGAGUUCGGCACUAAGGUGCUGCGCUGCAUUCUGUCUCACAACCAGGUCCAAAUGCUCGAUGCGUAUAUACGAAGGACGGCUGUCGGGGUGGACGUCGCUGUCAUCAAGCGUAGUCUCAGUAUCGGUAACGAUAAUGGAAAUGUGGCGAGGUCUAAAAUUCAAGGGGAGCAGCCGGUGCCUCUGCCAACAUCAACGACGAACGACGCGAACAAGGUGUACGCAGGUCUCAAUGUGCAUGGAAAAAAGAGGUUAGAUCUGGCACGGAAAAACGACCCCGAUGCUUCAGAUUUUGAUGAUGACUCAGAUGCUGAAGGGAGGAGGGAUAUACCCCUUUUAUGGCAGGCUAUCCAAGUCGGCGCAAAAGAGAUUAUCGCAUACUUACGAUCUGAAAGGGUGUACGAAGCAUACGACGCAUAUAUCAACGCCCAUGCUCCGUCUCAGGAUAAAGCAAGGCUGCUGAACUACUAUUUGCUUGGAGAUAAGACUAAACCAGAGGGUAGGAUGUCUCCCUCUACGAAGAUGAAUUGGGAGGCAAAGAUGAAACGAGAGGCGAAAGCACGCCUCGCAGGCUUGUUAGGUUGGACGAUAAACGCUCUUGGGGAGUCACCCCUCGCCGCUGCACUCAUCACGGAUUCUGUUGAGAUGAUUGAAACCCUGGAGAAGAUGGAGCCAGGGUUACAUGAAAAGGCGUUGCAAACCACCAUCAAGUUCGUGGGCAUCAACUACCUGAUGUUCGCCGUAGAAGCCAACUGCCCACCCGAUGUGAUCGAUUACCUACUAGCAAAGGGUGUCUCUCCCACCGAGCGUUCUGCUCAUCGGGGGUGGAACAUAUAUCAUUACAUCUGCGCGCAAAAUAACCUCACCUUGCUGGCCCAUUUUUUGAAGACGCUGCCAAGGGAUGUGAAUGAGGAAUUGUUGAUGCAGCGGUCUAAGGGGCGUGGGAAUACACCUCUGCAUGUUGCAAUCAAGACAGGCCAUGUCGAGCUCGCGGGAACAAUUCUUAGGUAUACUGAGUGUGUCAAGGAUCACUUGCUGGCACGCGACGCGCAUGGACAGACAGCAUUACACGCGGCGGUACGCACAGGGCGCGCCCAGACGGCGGAACUGAUAUUUGACGUUGCGGGGCGACUUACUGCCUCGGCUUCAAAGGGGUCGUCAUCAUCGGGAUCUUCGCUGCAGCUCGAGCUUCUCAACACGGAAGACAGUGUUGGACUGACGCCACUCGAAAUAUCUCGCAACGCCGAGCUCGCUAUGCGCGUGCAGGGUGCACGUUCCCUAUAUGAUGGCGUACAGUGUGGAGGAGUACAGCCGAAUGGGGACGUGGAUUCACUGAUCCGAACUCGAAGGAUUGUGGUGCAGAGGGCGGAGACUAAAGACGAAAAGCGUCAGAGAGAAGCGCGUGGGAGUGCAUUUUAUGUGUACGUGAUGGGUGCUAGGAGGAGGGUAAGAAAGGAUUGGGAUAUGGAUGAGCGAGGGACGGAAGAGUGUGUUGAUGAGCUUAAAAAUAUGCUUGCAAGGCUAGAGUCGGUUGGUUAUUCAGCCUCUGGUUCGGCACUUCAAGUGGAAAAAGUAAAGCAGUGGAUCACGUACAUGGACCACCUCAUAUCACGCGAGAAAGAGCGCGAGAAAGAGCGGGGAGAAGAAAUACAAAUGGCGGAGGAGGACUACGAAAGGCGAAAGAAGGCUGACAAGGGCGAUCAGCUUGAAGGCGAGGAAGAGGAGAAUACAGGGAUACGCGUUCAAGGGAGGACAGAAGAGUGGGAUACUCUCGCGACAUACUUUGUCCUAGAGGACUUUGUCGCCCUCUACAAGGACAAUAUCACAGUAGGGACUAUUACACACAACCGCCACCUGGUCCAUCUCUCCGACGUUCUAUGCUCCGUGGAGGCGACACUCGCCAAGGCGAGCAGUGCUGAGGGCCUCGUGCACGAGGACUACAGCGAUCCAGACCGUGCAAGCCAGGAAGCGUACGGCGGAAGAUAUCGCAGGGGUCACCGACGAAUUCAGAAAUACGGUGCAGAGGGCGAGUUGGAAAAGGAGCAUGAUAAAGAGGAAGAGGAAAGGAGGCAACGGAAAAGGAGCAUGGUGUUUGAGUACAUUGCCUUGGGCCCUGAUAGGCACUGA
Molecule: messenger RNA, 6054 nt
Organism: Psilocybe cubensis
Lineage: Eukaryota; Fungi; Basidiomycota; Agaricomycetes; Agaricales; Agrocybaceae
Exons: 14
Coding region: 1-6054 (2017 amino acids)
Molecular function (GO): protein binding
Source: RefSeq, a predicted model, not a curated record